Messenger RNA from Paramecium sonneborni, 484 nucleotides. The record is from the annotation of a GenBank genome assembly. NCBI's taxonomy places the organism in Eukaryota, Ciliophora, Oligohymenophorea, Peniculida, Parameciidae.
AUGAUAGCAUAUAAAAUAAAGAAACAUAUCUAUAAUUAUUACAAUUCUUCUUAGCUAUCUUUACUUUUACAGAAUAUAUCACAUUAUCAAUUGUUUUCAUACUUUAUCAAUUCAAAGAUAGUGAUUAUAUUUAUUAUAUAUAAAUUGAAUUUAAAGAAUUCUUUGAUUAGAAUAAAUAGAAAUACUAGUAACUAUUUUAAGAUAGUUAAUUUUGAGAAUGCAAAAUAAAUAUACAGUAACAAGUAUAUCUACCAUUAUUCUAAACAAAACAACUGCCUGAAAAGUAUUAUCAUAUAUAUUUGAGUAAUUUCACCAUUCUACCGCCUGUGAAUAUUGGAUUAAUAAUUCAUGCAAUAUUAGAAUAAUGUGAUAGAUACUGUUGCUUCAGUAUUUUUGUUUGUAACACAUAUAGUGGCCAGUUUAUUAUUGUUGAUUAUAUAGGUUUUAUAAUUAAAUAUUUAGUGAGUUAGUUAUUUAUAACAUA